UAGUCAGAUGCCUUCCGUCCAUUCCCUGCCUCACAUGCUAUGUCAUGCAAGCUUUGAAAUACAUAGCACAUAAUUUAAACGAAUGACUAAUUUGGCAAGCAUAAUGGAAGGCACGCAUACUGUCCUUCAAUUGCACAAACCCAUUAUGGAGCUUUGUUACAUCAGCUUCUAUCUUCCAGAAGGCAAAGUCAGAGGAUUUACUUACAGGCACUGUUUAACUCUGGAUAGAACCAGUAAACGUUUCUGUAGCUGCUAUCAAGUAAGGGAGAGGUUACAGAUAGAGCUGAGAGAAAAGCCAUAUGAGGACUUUGGAGAUAUUAUUUUCAAGCAGAGUACCACAAAAGACAUUCUUAUUGAACUGUACAAACUAACUGCUGAAAAGGAAACGCUGUUAUCCGGUCUUCUGAGAUCACAUCAUAUUCUGGACCUUAACAUAGGACAUCAGGAGAGAAAGCUACAGGAUGUUUCUGGAGUCCCAAAACUUAAAGGUGACAACUACUUCAGUUUUACACAUCAGCAGAAGUUCUUUCUGGAUUCUACAAAUAGAGACAAUUUGAAUCACCAAAAAAUGAGGAAAUAUAGAAGGAAGGAGGGCUUUGAGGAGUUCAGGCACUGGAAAGGGGGGAAAAAGAUACAUGAACAGCAUCUUUCUUUACUGAACGCAAAAAACAAGCAACUGGAAAAUAAGAGAAUGUUCCCCACAGCGUUUCCUACCAAGAGUUUUCCCAGUUCCUUUUCUGCCUCCAGCUGGGUAGCAGUAAAAGGUAAGGAUGAUUUACCAGUAGACAACAGUAUAAGACCAGAAAGGUGGAUAAAAGAGGGGUGCUCUCUUGAGAGCAACAAAGGUGUGAAACUGGAUGCUGACUUACCAAGUUCUAGCUCAAAAGACAACAAUGACACAGCCACAGCUGAGCUAGUGUACAGUGGGGAAUGCAUCCCUGAAGUUAUGAAAGUGCAGCAGAGUAUCUCUUUGGUAAAGUUAUCUCAGGACAGUCUAUCUAACAAACUUGAGACAUUAAGUAAAUCCACAGCUGCUAAAAGCUUGAAAAGUAGCAAGUAUACUGAGCCAGUAGGCAGGAAGAAACCAGGGAUCACAGCUGUUGCUGAAGUACAGGAUCCAGAAGCUUGCAUUAAAAAAGUGGACAAACCCCCUUCAGAGUCUUUACCUGAUUUUCAGAGAGACAAAGAAACCAUUCCUCCUGUUCUCCCAACAGUAAAUAAAGAGUUUAUAUCAAGAACUCAUGUAUAUUCCAUAGAUGAAGCUGCUGGAGACUCUAAAAAUGCUGUGCUGCAGGAAAAGGAGCAGGGCGGCUCUGGUUUGCAGUACAAAGCAGAGAGAGUGCACAUUACUGAUGAGUCAUGCAACCCUGUGGGAGCAGUCAAUAAAGCUCUUCUGAAAGUUAUUCGGAGCGACAGUUUAGAUGAAGCUGCAGAAUGGAAGAGACUGCAACAAAUUACAAGAGUAGACAGAAACCUGCCAGGCUCAAUGUAUGAGAAAAGAACCACGGUAUCCCAGGGAAGCAACAAGCAUUUAUUUUUGAACCUGCCUGUAAAUGAAAGUUCUGAUCUUUCUCAGACAAGUAAUAAUCUUAAACUGGAAGACAAAAAGCUGCAUUCACCCUCGUUAGUAUCAGUGAGUAAUGUUUUUAGUAAUUCAUAUCCGGUAUCUAAUACACACAAACAAAUGUCACCUAUUCCUUCUCCGUUAUCUUCGAGACUGCCUAGCCCACAGCUGCAUCAUCGGAUUCUCCCAUUACCAGCACAGAACACCGAGGAUGAAUCUAUGUUCCCUGACUAUGGCCAUGGGAGACAUGGGGCUAUAAACCUCUCUCUUGGUGAUUUGGAGCCACAGUUUUAUCUGAAGUUUUCUGAACCUGGAGAAUCGGGAUUUGCCACCAGACAACGAGGCCUACAUCAGAAUGCAACUGCAGGGCAUUUUGAAAAGCGUGCCGUACAAGAAAAAGUAACUACUCAGACACAGCAGAACUUCUGUCCAGAUUACAGAGACCUCCUAUUUGCUUUGAGUGUUUAGGAUUUUCCAGAGCACAGUCAGAGAUCUCUUCAGGGUUGUGUGUUACGUUGCUGAGAUCAGUGAAGUGAAAACAGGACAGAGAAAACUUGGAGAACUGUG
Molecule: messenger RNA, 2131 nt
Organism: Melopsittacus undulatus (budgerigar)
Lineage: Eukaryota; Metazoa; Chordata; Aves; Psittaciformes; Psittaculidae
Product: formin-1-like
Exons: 2
Coding region: 83-2032 (649 amino acids)
Source: RefSeq, a predicted model, not a curated record